Molecule: messenger RNA, 1852 nt
Organism: Myzus persicae (green peach aphid)
Lineage: Eukaryota; Metazoa; Arthropoda; Insecta; Hemiptera; Aphididae
Gene: Fic
Product: adenosine monophosphate-protein transferase FICD homolog
Exons: 7
Coding region: 367-1704 (445 amino acids)
Molecular function (GO): protein binding
Source: RefSeq, a predicted model, not a curated record
GACAACAACAAUACUGACAAGUGACGAUACCCAUAGAAAAGAUUAAAGAAUGAAGAAUGAAGAAUGAAGAUAUACCGGUGAUGACUGCAGCAGAUGACUGUCGCUUGACGAGAGACGGCUGACGAUUGUGCCACUGCAACAUUGAAGAUGAUCUUAUGUCGUAUCUUACCUAGUCCACCGUUUUAACAAUAUGUUUAUUACUCAACACCAAUAUUGAGGGCUUUGAACUAUGGACGGAGUCGUUUUUGGAUCAAUAACCAGCAUGAAGAUCGUGAUUAGAACAAAGCCUGUUGUGUACAUUGCCGGGCCAUCGUGAAGUGUUAUAUAUUAUUAUAUUAUAAGUAUUGUUGAUAUAAGGUUCUAACCAUGCGGUGUUUAGCUCUGAAGUUAUACCAAACCAAUGGGAUAAUGUACAAAUAUUAUUCCGUGAUCUUUAUAUUUUUGUUCGGAGCACUGUCUAGUAUAUUAUUAAAUAAAUACUGGAACUACACACCAUAUGUUGACGAUAAAACUAGGCAUCUGAUUGUACGUCGCCCGUUUUCCAUUAUUGAUUUCGAUGAUCAUGAAUACGUUGAUUCGAAUCAAGAUGCUCAUGAACUAAUCAUCAGAGAAACAGAUGUGGAUGUUGUGUCUGAUCAAGAUAAUUUAGAAGCUCUAAUGUCAUUGGUUGCUGCAAACGAAAUGAAAUCGAUGGGUAAAGGUGAAAAAGCUUUGAAACUUAUUGAACACGGUAUUGCACUUGCUCCAAAAAAUCCUGACUUAUUAAAUGGUUAUGGUGAACUUAUUGAAACACUUCGAGACGACAUUUUAACUGCUGAUCAGAUGUAUUAUAAGGCACUUAUACAUAGUCCAAAACAUAAAGAGGCAUUGAUCAAUCGUAAAAGAACUCAAAUUAUUGUUGAUGAUUUGGAUUGGCAACAGCUCAAGCGUAUUGACGAGAAAAGAGAUAAAAUGGCUUUAAUAUCAGAUUCUAAUAUGGCUCUUAGAAGAGCAAAAAAAGAAGCAUAUUUUCAGCACAUUUACCAUACAGUUGGUAUUGAAGGAAAUAGAAUGUCUUUAUCGGAAACUAGAUCUAUUUUAGAAACUAGAAUGGCUAUUGGUGGUAGAAGUAUUGCUGAGCACAAUGAGAUAAUAGGUUUAGAAGCAGCUCUCAAAUAUAUAAAUGCAACAUUAAUCAAUCGACUUGGUAGUAUAUCUGUUGAUGAUAUUUUGGAAAUUCAUAAAAGAGUAAUGGGAUUUGUUGAUCCAUUAGAAAGUGGAGUUUUUCGUCAAACACAAGUAUUUGUUGGUGGUCAUGUUCCUCCAGGUCCAUCUCAUAUUGGAACUUUAAUGGAAAAUUUUUCUAUAUGGCUUAAUGCUGAAUCUACUCUUAGACUACAUCCUGUAAGAUUUGCAGCUCUAGCGCAUUACAAAUUAGUACAUAUACAUCCAUUUACUGAUGGUAACGGACGAACUUCACGUCUGCUCAUGAAUAUGAUUCUAAUGCAAGCUGGCUAUCCACCAGUUAUUAUACCAAAAGGAGAAAGACAUAAGUAUUAUCGAACUUUGGAAUUUGCCAAUAAAGGAGAUAUCAGACCAUUUUUGAGGUUCAUUGCUGAAUGUACUGAAAGAACAUUAAAUCAAUUUUUAUCAUCCACUACAACAGAAUUUUCAACAGACAUUCCAGAAUUAGACUAUGAUAAUAUUAUUAUAAAUGAAUCUUAAUAAUAUCUCAAAUUUUAAAUGUAUCAGCCAAAAAGUGUGCUUUAAGAAGAAACAAAAUCAAUGGUUUAUCAUUAUAUUUUAUAAGAAAAUAAUAUAAAUAAACAUUGUUUCUAUGAGAUAUUAUUGAAAUUAUAAUUUUAAUUUAUAA